Molecule: messenger RNA, 2543 nt
Organism: Vitrella brassicaformis
Lineage: Eukaryota; Vitrellaceae
Source: the annotation of a GenBank genome assembly
CUAGAACUGGGGGCCCCCCCGCGAGGCUCAGUCUCGGAAAAAUGGCGUUAGCGGACACGGCAGGAGCCUCUCAUGCGGCGGGCGGUGGUGGUGUGGGAGCCCAACCUCUUGUAUUCGAUCAUGUGGCGCCGGCAACGCGACUGCUGGUCGAUUGACCACGCUAACACGAGAAUACCAGUGCUUUCACUGAUUGUGGUGUGUGCAGGAGAAGAGGCGUCAGAUGUAUGAGGUUCAGGACGCCCUUGAGCAGCAGAAGGCCAAAUACGCCGAGAAGGAGGAGCACUUCAGGAAGAAGGAGGAGCAGCUGAGGGCCAAGGACCUCCAGCUGCAGCACCAGCUGAUCCGUUUCAACAAAUUUCUGCAGGUCGGCGAAUAAACGCACGUUUCCGUAGGAAUGCAUUCAUGGCCUUCUGGCUGUCGUGCAGGACAAUGAGGCCAAGAGGCGGCGUGCUGAGACAAGGGCAACAGAGGAGAGGUCACAGAUCAAACAGAAAGAGGUGAGACAGCUCAUCGGGGAGGCCGUAUUCACGCACGUCUUCUUUCGUGUGCCGCAGGAGGAGAUCGCCGAGUUGGAAGAUCAGCUUGAAACCGGCCGCAAGCAGCUACAGGACCUGGAGGAACAAGUCAAGAAAAGUGCGUGCCAAAGACGCGGCGAACAAUUUUGGUCAUCCGUACGGUGUCUGCCCCCUCUCAUCAGACAUGAAAUACGAGGAGUUUCUUGAGCAGGUGAAGAUCGAUAACGAUGAGUUCGCUGAGAUCACGGACCUUCUAACACGAUAUGACACGCUUGACAAUGCCAACCAAGAUCUACUUGACAGCCAGGUGUGGUCGACAUCCACUGGGGAUUUAUCACCUUCGUCGGAUAUAUGCCUCAGGGUGUGUUGAUAGAGAAGAAUGAGGAUGUGCGCAGCCAGUUUCAGACAUACAAGAAAGACACGGCCAACCAAAUCCUGGUGAGAAGGAGAAGCCUGAGACAGUGAUCGAUCGACGACCAUGUCUCUACGUGUGCCAAUGUCAGGCCUACAACAACCGCAUAGCUGCCCUGCAGCGUGACAUUGAAGACCUGCAUAAGAGAAGAGGCCACCUCCAGCACCUUGUCAGUGGAACGUAGAGAGCUCCAUCAAAUGGAUCGACGACGGAGACAUGUCUCUUUGCCCUUUGUUCAGGCUGACGAGGCCGUCCAGUCCGACUCGCAGCAGUCGCUGCACGUCGGGCAGAUACUCACGUAAACCAAGAACAAGGCAUCAUUCACCCACGUAUGGACGUUUCUUUUCCCCUUGUGUGUGUGUGUCCGUUCCAGCUCAGUGGAGAAUCUGUUUGAGCGUUGUGUGAGCAAGCGCCCCGCCAUCCAGCACGCCAACGAGCUGGAGGGGCUGCAGCUCCAACUAAAUCUCACCGGGUAGGUUGGACAGAAAUCCCCAAGAGCCCAUAUGCACUGCUGCUGUUCAUGUCUUCCUUGAUCAGUCGUGGUGACGCCAAGGGCGGUGAGAGUGCUGGUGGCGCUGGUGCGACCAGUGCUGGCAGCAUGAGUGGGGACGAGUCGUCGGACAGAGCUAAGGGAUCGUCCAAGAAGGGGGACGAGGGGGGCGAGAGUGAAGACGAUAUCACACAGAGACAGGCUAAGGUGAUUGAGAAAAAGAACACACACCAUGUCGCCCUCCCUUCUCUUAUUCUCACUCUGAAUGCAUUGACGGACAGAAUGCCAUCAAGCAGCUGCACGUUAUCAAGGCCUACAUUGUUGACUUCAUGCACAUAUGCAAGGCACGCAACACUCAGGAGACGGCUCCCCUUUAUCGCCAUCCUUUGAGGUGUCUCCAUCUGUGUCUGUCCGCAGGAGCUGACAGCAGCCCGGAAGGGCACCGGGCGGCCGACGAUGCUGCCUCUUGCCAUUGAUGAGGGCAAGCAGGACAAGGUGGAGUUCCUGUUGUUCAAAGACCUACACAGAAUGCACGACACUGGCGGGAGUCAACAUUCUUACUCGAGAGUGCAUGGCAGAAGUGCCACCGAAUCUGGUGAGAGCAUUUUGCGACACCACAGACACCACAGGUGUACGUGUAAUGAUUGUAUGUUGUGUGUUGUGUGUUGUGUUGUGUUGCAGCGUCGUCCAUUGUGAGCCCCACCUUGAGCAAGUCGAUUCUGUCGCAGCAGAGAUGAGGGAUAUGGUGGGUGGCGUGGGAGGGUCAGGGGUGGGAGGUUCUUUGCUGCACGGGCUGGAUAAGGAUGAGAUCCGUCUCUGUCGAACGGCGUGUGAACCCAUCCAUGGUGUUUCAUUCAUGUCUGUGCUCUUUCCUGUGGCUCACUUCGUACCUUCGUGCGUGAAUCUACGGAAGCGGGAGGUGUGCGUAAUUCCUCGCACUCGGUUACGGCACGUGUUACGGCCGCUCUUCCUGAUUCGUGCGCAAGAUUGUUGACGUGUGGGGAACAAUUUGUUAACCGCCCACCCACUACCCGCUGCUGUCAGUUUGUUGUGCACAGCAUCACUGAAUGGGACAGGGCGGCUCAUUGGGGUGCACUUCUGUGUGGGUGGGUGGGUGACUGUGAAU